AUGGUCAAAAGUAUUGGUGACUUUACCAUGUCUGUCCGAAAGCUGGACCGGGAAAGCGGCCAGGUCUACGAAGAACAGGCUAUGGCUCCUGCUAUGUCAUUCUCUAUGGGCCCAUCUUGGGUUCAUGAGAGCCCAUUCAGCAUCGUGGAGCGAGACGCAAGACACGAGAAGGGCGCACCCUCUUUGAAAGAGUGUGCAAUGGAGCAGCUUCUGGCUGAUCAGAGGGAUUUGACGCCCGAGUUGUUUCAUCAUAUUCCAUGGCGUAUGGCAAGCAGACUGUGGGAUCACCUUGGCAAACGCCAGAGAAGGACCUUGUACAUGUGGAAAUUAUUUGCAACAGUGUACCCCGCCGAAUUUCGGAGUGUUGCAAAAUACCGAUCCAUGAAAGUGAAGUGGCCCCAGAUGCCAUUGCGAGAAUACUGGAGCGUAGUCAAGAGCGAUUCUCUCAGCUGGCGCUUGGUCUUGACCCUGGCUCCCUCGUUUGGGCGGGUACCAGAGCUUGUGGAGAUUGCUAAUAUCAAGAAUCUCGUUGCGCUGGAGAUCGCCACACCACUGCAGGUAAUGCCGAUGUCAGACAGCUCGGAGCUACGUGUGGCUGGUCUGAACGAUCGAAUCGCACGAACGUGGAGUGAGCUGGCGGAGACGUCAGCAGCAUUUACCCACCUUCGCGUCCUCAGAUUGUAUAGUCAGCCAGACCUCUCACCGGUGGGGAUACGGUACCUCAGUGCUCUUCCAGGCUUGUGUCUUAUAAUCGCCCAUGGGUGCCCCAAUCUCAAAUCCUGCCUCCAAGGCGAAAGCCUGGACAAAGAUCGGUGGGAGGUGACAGCAAUCCCACAGUUUGUGGUCAAAAAUUCCAACCAAAUAGAAGUAUCAGAGCCUCUUACACUCUAUGAAUGCUAUCAGAAGAGCUUUCAUGCCAGCAGUGAUGGACACGUGAUAGAAGAGGGCCUACUACGAGGCAGCCCUGUUUUGGACUUUCGAAUCGUACCAGAAGGCAGUCAGGGUCUGGGCAAAAGAGGCAGCAGUUCUUCUACGAUAUACUUCCAGCGCAGAACCGCCUCUGGGUCUAGACCUCCAGACCCACCACUAAAGAAGGUGAAGAUGGCAGACCAAUCGCCAGAAGAGACGUCACGGCCGAGCUCUGGAUCCAGAAAGCCAGUGAUGAGAAAGGGAAACCCGAGAGAUCUCCGUGAUGUCCUAGGUGACUUUCUUUAG
Molecule: messenger RNA, 1215 nt
Organism: Aspergillus viridinutans
Lineage: Eukaryota; Fungi; Ascomycota; Eurotiomycetes; Eurotiales; Aspergillaceae
Exons: 2
Coding region: 1-1215 (404 amino acids)
Source: RefSeq, a predicted model, not a curated record